Messenger RNA from Pocillopora meandrina, 19072 nucleotides. Lineage: Eukaryota; Metazoa; Cnidaria; Anthozoa; Scleractinia; Pocilloporidae. The record is from the annotation of a GenBank genome assembly.
AUGUCUCAGGCCAAGUACGUCAAAAAAAUUGAUUCGGGAGACGGCGUUCGUAUUGAACGUAAUGGUGGUGGCCUUGAAAAUAGUAAAAUUUCGUUUGAAAGAAGACGUUCAAGACAAGAAAAGGUCCUGUUGGCCAUGUUUCUGGUCGUUUUGGUAGUUGCGAUCGUUUUUGUCGUUCUGUAUGCUUGGCAAGUUACCAGGAAGAACACCGAAGAGGAUCACGAAACGUUGUCUGUAACAAAAAAGGGACCUGCAACAACGAAGAACCCUUUAACAACGAAGAAUCCUUCAGCACCAUCUACAGCAGCAUCAGUCUGCUCUUCCCCAGACUGUGUAGUGACUGCUUCAGGUACGCAGUUUAAGAUGAGUUAAAACUACCUUUCAGUUUUUUUUUUUCAGAGACACCUGCUAAAAUGUAUUACAGUUAUGAUGUACCUAUUGUGUGGCCACUUGUUCUUUACAGCACGCCGAAAAAAUGAACUCCAGAAGCCCUGCACGCUACCGUUUCGCCUAAGGUGCUCCGUGCAUGUCACAUUCCAAAAAGAAUUCAUUAAUAUAGCUUCAUUCAGUUCGUCAGUUAUGAAGCUAUCACGUGUGAGACAGAUAAGUGGGUACUAAAAUUUUUCAGUGGUAAAGUUGAAACAAAUCUUUCUUUAAUUAUCUUUCAUUAUUGAAAUUUAAGCUGGUAAAUAUCCGCCUUUGUUGCAUUGUUUUUGCACUUUUUAAGUAACAAGGUCAUUCAGCUAUUAAAGUUAAAUUAGUCCUCAUUAUUUGGCAAAUUGCUCAAAAUAAUUCCAAAUCACAAGCCAGCAUCGAUUUAAGUUGUCGAACCGAACAGAUGUUCAGUCCUAGGUAGUUCUAUUAGUAUGCAUGGAUGUUAUUCAAAUAUAACUUUUAAUUUGAAAAAUAUGCGCCGGUUCUAUGCAAGUGAUGGUUUAUGCGAGGUAGCGUAAUUUUUUUCGUCGUUUGAGAAGGCUGAAAGAACAGCUGAGAUAUCACUCAGCCCCCCACUUUUUUGUUAAAAGCUGGAUUUCUUCGUGACACGUAAAGACUGCAUUAAUACUAUUGUUCAAAUUCAGUUUCGAUCAUAUAAUCUUUUUUUAACACCUUCUUGUUUGCAAAAGUGUACAAGAAGUAUUUUUCAUGGUUGUCAUCGAGUGCAAUGUUUUCGAUAACAGAUCGGGUCUUUAAACAAAAUGUGUCACUCAUGAUCAACCUUACACUGACUUUUUUUUCAGUGAAGCCCACUUCGGCCCACGUUUAAGUGUUAUCUGAAGAAAUGUCGAAUAAUUUUUGGUCCGUCUUACCACUGUUGGCAUAGAUUUUCUUAAACAAAAUUACAGUGUCCAUUUGCCUUUACAAUGUAAGUUACCGUUGAAAUUUAUUAAUGCACGAAGUUUUCACUGUUCAGUGCGUAUUUCCGUUAUGCAGGCGCGGUCGCAGAUGGGCUAGACGUUACAAUUACAUGAAGUAGUAACUUCAUAUACACACUAAGAAAUUAGUCAAGAAAUGUCAGGAGCAAAAUACCUGAAAGUCUCGGACUCUAUUGAGGCGAUACACGUUCCAGAAGAUCUUGAAAGUAACGAGACAGUAACAUUUGUGAAGAAACGAUGGCCUGGAAAACAGUGCCUUGUUUGUGCAGUUUUCAUGAUUGUCUUGGUUCUGGCAAUAGUAUUCUUAGCUUUGUUCGUUCAUCAGCUCUUUAAAAGCAAAUCUCCUAGUAAUCUAGACAAAGAGGGAACAAGAAAAUCAGGGACAAACUGUCUCUCCUCGGACUGUGUUCUCGCUGCAGCAAGUAAGUUCAUUCGACAGUUCUUUGAUAAUUUUUUUUAUCAUUAUUUAUGAGCAGAUGUUUUGUGACCGGAAUGACAGCCUGAGGGAAAAGAAGAAUCUCGUUGUUUCGGUUCGAUUCGUUUGCGUUAAGAUAUCUUUACUAUACAGCAUGGCUCGCACAAAGUUGUAGUUCUUUUUGUAAAGAGCUUGGGACAAAUAGAAAAUCUAAGUCCUCCAAGUGAGAGAAAACCCAAGCCUUGUUUGAAUUUCACGCUCCGAAGCACUAGUACUGCCUGAGGGCUGCAUUCAACUCGAUGUUAAGCUUACAAUCGGUUUUAUACGUGCUGCAUGCUGCCAGGAUAAACAAAGCUCUAUUUUCCCUAUUUUAAAGAGGGAAAGCGAAGCGAUGAGAGAGCAUUUAGCCGAGAUAAAAGCCGAAUUAAAGUCACAAAUUUUGCGUAUUUCAGUGCCUUACUGCUGUUAUUUGCCUCAUUGCUGUCAUUAUUUUAAUUGAGUGCUCGCUUCACCUCUUUAAAAUUUCAAGCUUCGCCGACAGGCCAUGGAAAAUUUACGUAGUUCGCAACUAUUUGGAGGGUAUACAGUUCUUUAAAUCACCUCCGAAGGUUUUAAGAUUUUGUAAAAGUUCUCUGUGCUAUAUACGUCCCUUUAUACGUCCUUGAACUUUCUGGAAAUGCACAGAAUAUCUUUUUCAUUGAGCGAUUUAUAACUGGAAUUUUAAAUUUUUAAGCUACUUCACUUAAACUGUGUCUCUUAAAUUUGUGCGAAAGGAUGUUUGUUUUGUCUGUAUUUACAAAGUGUAAGUUAGAUCAGAUUAAAGCUAAGUUUUGGAUGACGAGUCGUUUUAAAUUUUUUCAAAAAUUCCCAUUGGCGCGAGAAUGUCGUGACAGGUACAGAAGUACAAACGUCAAUCACAACUUGUAGCAUUCUAUCAUAUUUGCAUUCGGGGAUGUUUUGAAACAAAAACCAGACUAUUAUCAGACAGAGAAAAAUUGUGAAAUAGUCGUUAUGGUAGUAAGAAUAACAGUGACACUAUUAUAAUUGUUACAGUGUAAAAUACCGAUCUAAGAAAAUUGAAUUCACGUCAAAGAUACAUAAGAUUUUAAAGUUAACUUGGAAUUAACAGCAAAGGCAUUUUUCACGAUUAAUGUGUAAUCGUUGUGAGCUGGAAAGCAUGCCGAUACAAAUUUUCUGAAAGAUGCAACUCGACUCAUUUUUACCUAGUGAUCGUUUUGUCACGCUUUGGUCAAGUAAGGAUGUGUUAUCUUUCCCAGGUUAUAUCGGUCACGCGAUGGCGUGACAAGCCGAAAACCUAAUCAACUUGAAUUUCAUUUGAACCUGGUACUGUCAUCGUCUUCACCACAUGCAGUUGUACGAAAGCAAAGUAGUCAGAAAGUCAUUUACACUGUUCUAUACCAGUCAUGUCCACUGUAAAAUACACCAGGAAAAUUGAUUCUCCAGAUGCUUUUCGUAUCGAUCCUGUUAUUGGAGUCGACAAAAUAACUUUUUCGCGAAAAUAUUCGCGAAGGGAGAAGGUGUUAAUUGCCGCGUUCUUGCUUGCCCUGGCUGCUGCAGUUGUGUUUAUGACUCUGUACAUACUUCAAGUUUCAAAAAGCAAGGAAGAGGUAGCCCCUUCCACUACUACAGCCUCUGCCUGUCUUGAACCAGCUGACUUUGUUGUUAUCGCCUCAGGUUAGUUCUCAUUUUGCUGCGUGCUGAUCAGUGGUCUUUAUGUCAACCUGAACUAACUUUUGCAGAUUAAACCAAAGACAUCUUGCUUACCUUCUGCCUUAUGUUUCAACCGUGAUACCUUGUAGCAAAACGAACCGUAAUUGUAAAGAAGUUAUAGCAGAUAGCCUUGAAAACUUAAGAAUUCUAACUACGUUGAGAGGCUUGGAGCUUUCGAAGAGCUUACGAUGGCACCGCCCCCGGAACGUGAAGCAAAACGAAUCAAAAUUUGUGUUUUAAAAUUCCUAGCAUAGAAAACCCGAAAACUUAACUUUCUACUUGCGAGAAUUUGGGAGUUGCAAAGCUGAAAGCUAUAAACUUACAGCCGUUUUGGCUUUGCGUUAAUUUCUGGAUCCGUGGUCAGCUCUUCUUUGUUAAUAAAGAAGAAUGGAUAACUGUAUGAUAUGUAAAAGGAUGGAUCAUGUUCUCUAGGCUGUAAGACUAAUGCUUAUGGCACAAUCGUAACCAUUCAGCCAGACGCCCUCGUUUCUGUUUUCGUAAUUCCAGAAUUGUUCGAUAUGAAACUCUUCUUUUUACUGUUCUAGCGCAUGGUUGUGCCGAAAGGUGAUGAUAUUUAGGGAAAACAUCUUAAGGAUAUUUUUGUUUUGACAUAAGAUAACGCAAUAUUUACAAGAAUAGCCUACAGAGAAAAGUGCGAUAAUCAGUGUGGAGAAAGAGCGUUUAGAUUUUUUGGGUCAUAAGGAACUUGUUUACAUAUAUGACUUUUUGCAUCAUCUGAUUUUACCGCACGAAAGCGAAGGAGGAACUCUGGCGUUGACUUUUCAAUUUUAUUGUCUCGUUUUUUUUAUCUGUCUUCAUAAUGAAAUUUAUUGGGCGUAUCAAGUGCAAACAUCCAAGCAGAAUAUGAUCCACUAUGUAGCAAAAUGUUAACGAACUUAUUGAAACAGGUCAAUUGACUUGUGUCAAAGUAUUUAUCACUUUGACAGAUCAAAUAACAAACAUAAGUUUUGUGACCACUAGUUGGUGAGCGAAUGAGUCGAUUAAGGAAGUCUUCCUUAAUACCAACAAGGGAAAAUGAGGGAACCCCUUAAUUUCUCUUGGUAGACCAGAGAAAUUCAGAAUUGGCCUAAAGGGUAAAAAAAACGAAAACGAACUACAUUAUGCAAACGAAAACAAACAAAGAAACCGAAACAAAAACAAAGUAUCGUCAACAAUUGCUUCGUGGCUCGAAUGUGAUGGCUUUGCGGACAUUUGCGCUGGUUCAGACUCAAAGCGUAAAUUUUUCAAUUUCUUGUUUUGCAACUUGUGUUAAUGGUCUUCGUCGUGAGGCGUCCUGGUUCCCUUUAAGCGGGUUCUCAUAUCUUUAGUAUUUUUCUACGCUGACGAUGUGUUAUUCUAGCUAUGAAAUUAACGAAAAUUCUCUUCAAGUCGAAGAAUAGAGCAAAAUGUGGUAAGCAGCUACACUCUUCGAGAGAAGCUGUUCUCCAGUUUACCCUUUAACUUCCUAGAUCUGCUCGUCAAUUCUCCCAUUUAGCUGUUAGACGUUUCCUCGUUAAUUAGUUAUAAGAAUUUGGUGUUUGAUCAACUUGUAUCUGAUAAGUUUGAGUAUUUUCAUUACCUGUUUCCUGACUUAUGUAUGGAUAUCAAGGGAAGAAGUUACUCUUUAAUCACCUCUGGGAGUCGAAGGGUGAAUGAUGUCGACACAGGGUCCGUUUAAUUUGGGGUGGCCCAUUCGUGUGAACUUUGCGUUAAACUGGUCGUUCUGCGUUUUUCUCUCGUGUGUCGAUAUGUCUUUACCAAUCGAGGGAGGGGUGGGAGGGGUAGAUUUUAAUGGGUGCCUACCCCCUCCUGCAGUUCUGUCAUCCACUACGAUCAUUGCCGUUCGCAGCUCUUUAAUCCUUUAACUCCUAGAAGUGAUUAACAUGGAACUUCUCCCUAUAAUAUCCAUACAUUAUCCUGCAAACAGGUGGUGAGAAAACUCCAACUCAUCAGGUUGAGGUUGUUCUUGAUCUAACACUAAAUUCUCAUAACUGAUUUACAAGGAAAUAUGUAGCAGCUAGGGGGGAGAAUUAACAACCAGAUCUUGGGAGUUAAAGGGUUAAACUCUCUAAGGCCAAAUGAAACUGAUGCAAGGGGAGAGAAAAAUCAGUUGUUAAUUAACAGUGUGAAGUUUCUUUGUUUUAUCUUCACGCUUUUAAAUCAGAAUUGAAGUAGACGUACAUUUGUUUCCUUAAGCUCAGUGUUAAAGACUUGUGUGGUGAUGUGAAUUAGGCUGCUACCUAACACCCUUACAAACAAGUCGAUGCAAAUUAACCAACAAGCUAAGCAAUGAAAUGAACAGAGAGGAUAACACCGUGAAAUUUUUUAUUACGACACCAAUAUGUUUUCAUUUGCAUUUUCUUUCACAGACCACUAGGUGUAAAACUUUUGUAGAACAAUAAUCAAUGACAUAAAUUUUUAUUGUUACCACUCAGUUGGCACCGUUGGAAGUGGUUUACUGAGAAAGUGAGUUCUCUACAUAAAUUUAUUUAUAUUCAGCUUACACACAAGCGUUUACUUUAAUUUACGUUAGUUAUCGCUUAGGAGCAGGUGUGCAGAUUUAAAAGGGGCGAUUUCUUUCUUCUGGAGUUGAUUCUAUCAAUUUCAAGAAACUGACUAAAAAUAAUCGAAAGGUAAAAAGGUGAAGAAAUCAGUUCAUGUGAGAAGGCUAUCGAAAGAUCCCGUCAUAAGAUAUGAAAACUCCAUAAAUCGGCUAAAGUUGUUCACCGUUUAGUAAUCACCUGGACUAUUAUACACUUUCCUAUGGGAAACAUCGUGCAAAAGAAAGAGGAUUAAUUGAUCUUCCCCUUGGAAGCCACCACAGGCAUUAUGGAGCUUUUCAAAUAUCCGCAAGGUGUUCUUUUGUAUUGCAUGGCACAGAAUUGCUUUUAAUUACUUUUCUCUUUAUGUCUUGAAAGCAGAAAAUAUCGCUGGCCCUUGUUGAAUGCAAAGGUGUAAAGCGCGCAGAAUGCAAUUUCCGUGGUUAGAUUUAGAUUAAGUUCGGAAUGCAAACUGGUUUUAAACGCUGGUAACAAAGAUUUCUACUAUGGCUGAUCUUAAUGUGAAAUAUAGUAGAGCGGAGAACGGAAUAGACUCGGCGGACAUUGACAGUGGCGCCGAAAUGGUCGAUUACGUGCGCCAUAGAAAUGGUCUGUCCAAACUGGAGAAGUUUCUUCUCGCAUCUACAUUGAUUCUUGUUUUUGUGUCGUCUGUUUUCGCUGCCUUGUAUAUGUCUGAGCGGCAAACUAGAAACUUAAUGAAAGAGACUUCUUCCUCGGAAAAUGAAGAUAAAAACUGCAAAGCCUCUAACGCAACUGAAGAAGAAAAGCAGAAUAAAACCAGUGUGAUGUCGAGCUGCGAUCUAAAUCCAAACUCUGCGAAUUGUGUAAAUGAGGUCAUGAAACAAGCUGCCUUUGGUAAGAUGUCUCUUAUAACAAUGGCACUCAGAAAAAUCCUAUUCGCCGUAUUCUUAUUUGAGACGAGGGCGUAUUUAUUACUUAAAGAUGAGGUUUCUACAGUAAUUGGCGUCUGUUGUUGACCGAUUAACUCUUUCUAGUUGAUGUCGCAAAAAAAAACCGUGAUUUUUCAAUUUUUAUGAAUCAUAGUGAUGACAAAGAAACUUAUGUUUUUUCUUUGGUUUUAAACUAAAUCACGCAAAGUUGAAUUUGUUCUUAAGGAGUUUGGGCACUGAUGUUUUAACUUCUCGAUUACUGUUUAAAAUUUAAUGAGUUGAAAAAAUACUCUCAUGUCUCAAUUUUUUGAAAUACUUGACAACCAUUUCACUACUUUAGAUGCUAAAUAGGAUUUCACAUUUUUAGCUAUUAAGUUUAUUCCAGUUGCCAAAAUUGAUUUCGUCUCGAAGAACUUCAGUUGAAAAAUUGUCUGAUUUUUUACAUACAUUGGUGACAUUUGUUAUAGGAUCGGUAAGGUGACUCCGAAUUAAAAAUUUGCAUAACUUUUUAUUACUGUUAUUAGGCAAUAAUGAAUACAGUGGAAUAAUUGUUUAAGCUUAGCACUGGAUUCUGUCCCAAGAAUCAACCUUACGCACUCAAUUGCUGCAGACACGUCUAUCACUAGUCCUAUGUUUGGCUUAAGAUGCCUUCAACUGUAUUUUACACUGGCCAUUGACCAAAUUUGUUAAAAUACUUUGAUCUUCCAAUCGUGAUUUUCGUGUAGCUCAAAAAGUGAUAACUGUAGAUGAAAACAAAUGAUUUAUGGCAUAAAUUAAAAUAUCCUGACAAAUGUCUCAAUCCAAAGGCACCAAUUUUUGUGUUGGAAAUAUUUUGACUUCAAAGGCUUUCAAAUCCGUUUUCUUCCUUCAUAGUAUUGGUGAACUUGAGUCUUCAUAGGACUUUAGCGAAAGCCCUCUCCUACUUACCUCCUAAAGGGAGCCAGAACUAAUUCGAGAUUGGCGUCAUAAUAGGAAGGCAGUGUUGAGUGCCACAUAGAACCACAGAUUAUCUACGUAAAAAUGGCUUUGUAAAGUAUGUGAUGAUUUUGCGGUUGUUUUUGACAGAGGACGAAAAAGAAAUAUACAAAGUUUCAAAACACAAGUGCAGAGCUAUUUUGGUCAACUGAGUUGAUAAUUUAAAUUGCUACUGUGAAGAGUUGUAAAACUGACGUUUCAGCGUUAGCUGUAAGUGGCGAAAUUGCGUGGCAUGGGAUGAUGGUCUUGUUCGAAAGAGGAUUUGCUAAUUUGAAGUGGGAUUAAAAACUUAAAGAAACCAUACUGUUAUAAAAAUAAUAAUAAUAAUAUUAAUAAUAACUAUUAUUGUUUUUUAAUGCAGCGUCGUUUUAACGUUAGCUUAUUGUUAUGAUCAAGUCAAAGUCAACAAAUUGAGAAUGAAUGAAAAUGUACAAAGAAUUCUCAAUAGACCCCUAUGCAAUGUGCCGUGUUUAAAAAAAAAAAAUAAUAAUAAUAAUGUGACUUUCAUAUAUUCUUAACCAUUUAAUAAUAAUGAUAAUGAUAAUGAUAACAAUAAUAAUACAGUGGUUUGAUGGUCAAAGUGCCCCUCUCGAAAUCUUUGAACUGAUGUGUUUUCCUUUAUUUCCUCUUAACAUUGUAUGUAAUACUGGUUUUUUUUAUCUUUCAGAAAUAAUUGGUGCAAUGAACGCAAGUGCAGACCCGUGCGACGAUUUUUACGAAUACGCGUGUGGGACAUGGAUGAAAAAGAAUACCAUUCCAGAGAGCAAGUCGUCCUGGAGUCAGUUCCGUGUUCUUUACCAAAAUAAUGAAAUGGUCAUGAAAAGGCUAAUCCUCGACAAUAAGGAUGCUACAAAAACUAAAUAUAAAGAUGUAAGUAACUACUUACGUUUCAGGUUGUUGUUUUUUUUUUUUAACAAAUUCCAAUGCUGUUUUACCAGCCAUUUAGGAGCAAUGUUUGCCGUAGACACGCAGUCCAAUGAAUGAUUUUUAUGCAAUUCUGGCACGUUAACUGAGAGCCGUUUUGCGGAUUUUGUGACUCUUUGUCUCGUUUGGGGUUGAAAUAUCGCAUACUGUCUUUUGCUUUGCUCUUUUCUCUUCCACUGUCUGAGUUUAAUGUUGUUUUGAACAUGUAAGGGUGUUUUUUACGCACUCUUCAUCAGGUCGAUCUAUCUCUAGUCGGUGCCUCUUACAUCUCUUCAUUUAGGCCAAUAUCCACUUCAAACUGAAUCAAACAACUAGUUUCUGUUUUAUCAGUGAAAAACGAAAUCUGACAUGUUUUUAAAGGAAUGCAUUUUUUCCACUUCAUUUAAGUGCCACCAUUUGUUUGGCUCUUAUCGUUCUUAUUCCAUUUCAUACUUUUAUUUGUAGAACAAAGCUGUCAUGAAAGGGUUCGACAUGUUUGAUUCCUGCAUGGAUGAAGACAAAAUUGAAAACCUUGGUGCGGAACCACUCUUUGAUUUGAUUAAGGAGUAUGGAUCCUGGAACGUUACGGACGGAAACUGGACGGAGGAUUCGUGGGACUUCAUGGACAAUUUCGUGAAGAUUCAAAAAUAUCUGUCGAUAGCGCCUCUCUUCAACAUGUAUGUUUCAGCUGAUCUUCGAGAUUCUACGAAAAAUAUCAUUGUGGUAAGUGACCGAUUACCUUUAAGUUCGCAGGGUUUUUCAAAGAUUUUAUCUGAUGAUGGCAAACUUCUUAUAUUUUCUUACGGCUAUAAAAAUACUUGUAUUCUUCAUUGUUAUUUCUUAUCCGAAAAAUAAAACUUCUUAUGUUUUGUUUGCAUGAAACAAUGACUGCUACUGCCCGUUUUUCAAUAAAAUGCAGAUCUUAGUUUCAUUGUGUUUUAUUUUGGACGUUUUCAGCUUGACCAGUCUGGAAUUUCCAUUUCUCAAGAAGGUUUUUUGAAGAACACAUCUUAUCAUGUCAAGGUGGGUACAUUACUGAAUUCAAGUUAUAAAGCAUCCAAAAGCAUGAUAUAACUGGGCUUCAUUCUUAACGCUGAGUGCACAUUGGGAAUUGAAAGUGCAUCUCCAGAAAAAAAAGUGACUUUCAGAAGACGAAUUUAAUUUGGUAUUAUCACAGAGUCGAAACUUUCCUUCGCACAAUGACCUUCCCUUUGUGACUGUCGCUUUUUGUACCUUUUUGCGCAGGUUUUUGAACCCACACAAUAUAUUAUCUCUCACUAGGUCCGUACAGCAUACAAAAAACUCAUGAUUGACGUUGGGAAGCUUCUCACCGGUGACAAUCCAAACACAGAGGCGCUGAUGAAAGAAAUUUACGAUUUCGAAGAAUCUCUUGCAAAGGUGAGUCGGACCGUCAUUUUGAACACACUUUACACGGUCUUACACGGUCUUCUUCUUUUUGGUAAACAAUGUGUAUUGACUAUGGUUUGGCUUUUUGCUGUGAAUCAUCCCAACCAACCAGCGUUUUAUGCUAAACGUUUCUUGGUAAACUAUAUAAACUGAGCCAGAAGGAGAAAGAGAGAGAUGUCAGCGAGAUAUCCUCUGCAAGGUCUAUCAUGCUAAUGUCUGCUUUCCUUGAAAAGACAACUUGUGGUCAUUGGUGAACACUUUUGUACUUUUCUUCAUGUAGUCAUUCAUUCCCAGAGAAAAACGAAGAGACACCAAUAAGAUGUACAAGAAGAUGAAGCUUAGUGAGUACAUCAAAUCCGUUGGAAAUGCGGUGAGCGUUUAUUUUAGAGCAACACUGUCCAGAUCUGACCAUAUUGCUCUCAAUAUCUGAGAUACUUGGUAGACAGAUAGCAUGUGUGCGAGCAAUUUUCAAGUAAGUUUCGAAAUAAAUCCAAGAUUGCAUGGAUUUCAUGGUCCAGAAAACUCCCUCCCCCCCCAAAACUGACAACAAUCUCAACUUUAUCACUCGUCCACCCCUCCCCCCGUCUUAGUUUGUUUACCUCUUUUACAUUGAAUCCUCAUUGAUUUGGCUCCUGGUGAUAUCUUCCUAUGUUUUGAUUUGCUGUUGUUUUUGCCUUGAUUUAGCUUGUACAACAGUCGAAAAACGCUUACUGUAGUUAACUUUUAAGUCGGAAGAAGUGAAACGGAGGCUUACGAAGAGGUUUUUAGGUAUUAUACUUAAAUUGCAUUACAGAUUGACAUGAUGGAUUUUCUCAAGAAGAUGUUCAAUGAGACAGGUUACAAUAUCACGGGAGAUGAAAUAAUCGUGGGGCUGGCACUUGACUACAUCAAGAAUAUGACAGAACUUUUUAAUUCAACUAGCAAAAGGUAAAAAUAUUUUUUCUAUUUUAAAUUUUUCUAAGUUUUGAGUCCUCAUCAUCGUUAUAUGUGGACCAGUAUACGACAGGAUACUCUGAAGAAUUUAAGAUAUGUCACUCUUACUAAUAUGUUACACAGAUUAAGCUUUGCGUGACAAGUUUUACCGUAACACAAGCAGUAUUAUUCCAAAAAUGGGCACAAAAUUGUACGAUAACGUAACGUCAAUUUAGUCACGUAGGCCAUAUUCAACACCCGCUCUUGUUAAACGUUUUUAGACAUAUCGUUUGCGGGAAGUAUUACAGAAGGAUUUUUUUCAAUUGUAGCUACAAAAAUAUUUCUUAAUGACAGGUAGCCUCAACAAACUAUUGACUGAGCUUGAUAUGUGACCCUCGUACUUUGUAUUUAGGGUUGCUCUUUCUGUUGUGGUUAAGGUGUUUCAAUAGAGCUCGAUGGUGUUGAGCAUGUAUUGAAAAAGGAAGGAAAACAAAAAAAUUGGUGGAGGACUCUGGCAGGGACAUGUUGUGGCACCCUACUUUGACCGGGGGAAAAUUUCUCACUGGAGCACGUUACACAAAGUCCUGCUGGUCUGAAUACUGAUUGAAAAGCUUUGUGGAUGUCAUAGAAGUACUUUGUUUAUGUAAGACUUUCCCCCUCCCUGACACAUUAAAUGGAAAACGGAAGGAACCAAUUACUGACGCUAUCCCGCUUCUUUUGAGCCAGUUUGCAUGAUGCCGAUGUAUGUAGUAUGAUUCUUUUGCAGUGCACGCCAAGGAAAUUAAUCCCCAUUUACGUAUCGACAGUAUUUUUCGCUCUAUGUGCCGACCGAAAAUAAAUGUGUAUAUCAUAGUAAUCUGUACGUUUGUGUUCUGUAUUUUCAGAGUUCUAGCCAACUACAUGAUGUGGCAUGUGGUACUUCGUUUCUCACCGUAUUUGAGUUUCAAGUUCAGAGAAGUUUUCAAAGAAUACCAGAAAACUGUUAGCGGGACCACUGCUGAAGAUCCUCGCUGGCAGGAAUGUCUAGGUGUCGUGAGCGGAUCUUUCGGCAUGCCACUCGGUCUUUUGUAUGUUGACGAGACGUUUGAGGGAGAAAGCAAAAAAUCGGUAGGAAAAGGGGAUAUUGGACUGUAUUUAGAUAUUCGAUCGCUUAACAAUAGCGAUAAACCGUACACUUAUUCCACCAUUCAAGUUUUCACUAACAGUUUGUAAUGUUUCAGAUUAUAAGAUAAUAAACUAAAACAGACAAAUAAAUAAACAAAUAAACAAAAAACAGAAAACAAAACGAAAAUUAAAAUAAAACGAAAAAUUUCCUUGGGGCGCUUGGCCUAUAUCACCCUACUGCUGCUGGAUUCAAAUUCCUGGCAACCGUGUUGAUAGUAAAUCUUCCCUCUAUUGUAGGCCGAGGAAAUGAUUCACGACAUCCGACAAGUUUUCCUUGCCAAUCUGGAAAAACUGGACUGGAUGGAUGAAGAAACUAAACUAAAAGCAAAAGAAAAGGUUUGCAAUUGUAUUUGUGAAGCUAUGCAUGCUUGUUAAUUAUUUUUAUUAUUAAUUAUUAUUUUUUUCUUCUCAAUAGCGAAAGAUUUGUCUUAACAUCAUUCCUCAUGGGAAAACGUGCUGCAUUUUAGGUUGUGUUAAUUGCUUUUAGGGUUUGAAAGCAAGGAAAUUUAAGACGCCGACAUUUCAGUAGUUGAUUAAAAAUAGAAAAAUAGAUUGAGAACGCCAUUUAGAGCGUCUGUCAACGUAGUUAAAACCAUAGUAACUCUCACACACUAGCUGUUUGAAAGGUGAUAUCUUUGAAGGUUCAAAGUAAUCCUUUAACCAACCCCCAAAUUAUUCUCAAUCGGUUCUGACAUUUCCAACGAACUUGUUUCAACUUCAGUUUUAUAUUUUACACCCACAUAAAACAAAGUGCGAGGGCAGUUUCAACCAAGGAUUGUUGUUGUUAUCAUUGUUGUCGUUGUUGUUGUUGUUGUGAUUGUUGCUUCUGAUAUUUACAGUACACUGUUUGGUUAACCCUUUAACUCCCGGAAGUGAUUAACAUAAAACUUCUCCCUACAAAAUCCAUAUAUUCUUCAGCAAACAGGUAAUGAGAAUAUUCAAACUUAUCAGGUGGAAGCCGCUAUCUUGAUCUAGCACCAAGUUCUCAUAACUAAUUUACAAGGAAAUAUGUGGCGGUUAGAUGGGAGAAUUAAGAAUCAGAUCUUGGGAGUUAAAGGGCUAAAAAAACAUUUUAAUCUCUACACAGGCUCUAGCAAUACGGGAGAAUAUUGGCUAUCCUGAAUACUUGACAAACAAAACUGCGCUAUACUCGUUGUUCAAAGGGGUAAGUCUAACUUAUUCAGCAUCUUCACUUUCAGUGAUUCAACAUUCGCUCUCCAUUCCUUUUUUCUUUUUCGACAGGCGGAGUCUUUCUUUUUAGUCUUAAACAAAUAGAGCUCGCUUUAGCCAUGGUCACCAAUCUUGUUGACUGCAUAUAGAAUGAGUUUUUUUUUUAUUGUUUUGAAGCCUACACAAGUGAAAAUCAAUAACAAUGUGGUGGAUCUUUUUUGUUGCUGUUUGUUCUUUUGGCCUGUAAGCAAUUAGUCAAACCAUUUCUAAUUGAUACUCUUUGUUUCCUCUGAACCGCAGUUUGACAUAAAAAAAGACCAAUACUUCAAGAAUAUUGUGCAAUCCCAAGCAUUUUUUAACCUCAAAAACUACGCCAAAAUGGGCAAACCAGUUGACAAGGAUAGGUAAGAUAUUAAAAGAAAGGUAAGCUCGCCCCCUACUAGUUCGCCUCCAAUUCGAACUGGUAAAGGUGGGUGCAAACUUGGUGUAUUUGAUGGGCAAAUUCGUCGCAGCGAACUAGCAGAGGGCGGACUUACAAUGUUAGGAAAUUUCUGCAAACCCUCGUGGGCAAGGUAGUCUCUUUGCAUCCCUCGACCGAGUGGUUUUAAUGUAGAGUACCAGUUAACCGUCAAGAAAAACUGGAAAAAUGCUGCAAUGGGGAAUUGUGAGUGAUCAACUUGCUCUUGAUUAGGAUCUUACCCAGGAGUAGUAGUAAUGCUUCUAGCUGCUUCAUGCGAAGGAAUCUUGGAUAAGCUCUGGCAGUGUUGGCUCAUCAGCUUGUUAAACUUGUAUGAUUAUUAUUUAAUGCAGGUGGUCCAUGACUCCUCCCACUGUAAACGCUUACUAUUCUUCCAUUGAAAACAAAAUCGGUGAGUACUUGUGUGUUUGUGUUUGAGUUAAGUUGUUGUCGUUGUCGCUAUAACUUCCUUUUUAGCCUGAAUUUUAAAAUUCAUAUAAAACAUAGAUAGUAAUGGUAUGAUCAGUUUACGAUUUGGGACUGACCCUUGUGGUUACUCUUUGCUAGUUUGCCUGUUGUUCUCGGUGUUUUUAUACUGUAUUUGUUCUCGUUUAUGUUAGAUUAGUGUUUGAUUUUGCGUCUCCUUCCCUUUCAAUGUUACUUGAGGUUUAUUUUUUUUGUUGACGGGUCUCGUUGAUCUUCUAAACGCACUGGGAGGUUCUUUGUAUUCUUUUCUUUUUUUGAAAGUCUACCUCUCAAGGUUUUUUUUCUCCCUUACUGAUGAAAAAUUUUUUUGCUUCUUUUUUUACUCAGCUUUCCCUGCUGGAAUCCUGCAGAAACCAUUUUACGAUCACAGAUUCCCCAAGUGAGUGGCGACAUUCAAACGAAUCAUUUAACUUAUUCGAUAUUUUCUCUGUACUGACACGUGCUUUGAAAGAGGGUCGAUUGGUGAGAAGCAGUCCCCGAUUCUCUGGUAUUUUACCUCUGAACGUGCUUAUAGGAUCUGCCUCUCUUCGUUCGCCGGACCGUUUUGGUUAGCACACUCUUGCUGCUAAAAUGGUGGUUUCCUUCGUUGUCUUUUUCUUUUUCAUCAUCGUUUCAGUAAUUCGCGCGCUAACGAGUUGAAGAAAAGUCUCUGUCGAUUAAUAGUUCGUUCGAAGCAGUUUUUAAAUUCCGUUCCUCCAUCCGGCCCUCGGUCUGUCGUUGCAUUUAUUUCUCUAUGUAUUAAUUUAUCUAUGAAUUAACUCUUUUAUUUGUGUAUUUAAUUUUAAAUUUAAAUUUUAUCUUAUUUCGUUUUUUCCUAAUUUUCCAAGGGCUCUCAACUAUGGAGGAAUCGGAAUGGUUGUUGGACACGAAAUCACUCAUGGCUUUGAUGACAAUGGUAAGGACGUAUAUUUGCCAUAGAUAAUGUUUGAAGCCGAGUCCUAAUAUUCUUCAAUAACCAGAAAGAAAAAAAAAACUGUUUUCUUGUUCACUGAAAUUAAAACACACACUUGAUAUUAUAUUGAACUUGGAGCAUUUGCCGAAUAAGAGCGAGGAGACAAGAAAAACGAGUGAGAUUUGGAAAUUUUAUUUAGAUUUGUGCUUCCUAAAUUAGUUUUCAUUUCGUUCCUGUAGGUCGACUGUUUAACAAAGAUGGUAACUUGGCGAAGUGGUGGUCAAACAGUUCUAUUACAGCUUUUAAAAACAAAACAAAGUGUCUUGUGGACCAGUACUCCAAUUAUGAAUUUCAUACCAAGAACGUAAGUCUGUUGUCAUCGAUGACAUGCUUCUUACCAAUUAUGUUUUCAUGCAUCUGCUACGUGGCAGCAAACAAAGCCAAAUAACAUGACUUGAACACAACUAGCUUAGGGAACGUUCAUCUCUUAUUUCAUUAUAGUGAAUAUGCGAGUGAAUGACUGUUGACAUUCGUCGUAAACUACGCUGAUGUUUAAUAGUGUAGAAUGAUGGGAACUAACCUCACAGCAUUCUGACAUUAAAGCCAUAAUCCUACAUCUUUUCAGUCAAAGGUCAUAUUUUAUUUAUCUCCACCUCCCUAGUGGUACACCACGUUCGUCUAGCGCUGGGACGCUGCAUUUUUGCCGCGGUUUCUAACGUAGGUUCAAAUCAACAUAGCGGUCAAGCGUCAGACAUGCACAAGUGGAUAAAUCUUGCCCGACCGCGCGCAAAUUUCCCACACAACUUCAAAGAAGAACUUAAAAACAAUCGCUGUCACGCUGUACGCCUGUGAAACGUCGUAACUUACUGACUUGCUCGUUGUUUAUAACUUCUGUAAGACAACACGGUUCUGACUGUCUAGAGGCACACCUCUCAGGCUUUACGAGGUUCGCGCAUCUAUGCGCAGACGUUUGACUGUUUGUAGUUUAAAUCAAGGCAUGCUGCGUAGUAUUUACUUGCUUUCCCACCCAGUGACUUCUCCUUGUUUAGUUGUGAGACAACACGGUUUUGACCACCUGGAAGCACACCUCUCAGGUCUUACGAAGUUUGCACAUCUAUACGCAGACGUUUGACUGCUGUGCAGUUUAAAUCCAGGUCAUGGCACGGUACUUGCUUUCCUAACCAGUAACUUCUCGUUAUUAAGUUCAAACCUCUUGUCAACAAUCUUUUUUUAACAGCUAAAGGGCCAGCAAACCCUUGGAGAAAAUAUCGCGGAUAACGGCGGGAUCAAACAGGCAUUUCAGGUGGGACAUUGUCUUUUGUUCUAUGUUGUUUAAUUAUUUUUGACUUUUCGUGUUACAAAAGGCAUCGAAGUCUAACGAUGAAAAGUAAUGAAUUUUAUAUCCUGACAAUCGUGGCAGGAACAGGUAGCAGCCAGUUAGUUGAGCAUCAGUUUUGAACCAUGGCCAUGAACUUAAGUUGACCAACCGUUUCUCCUUUCGUUUCCGUGAUAUCACUCGUUUAGUGAUGUGCUCUUACCUAAUUUUCCUUUUGAUGUAAGCCUACCCUUACUUAACGGCAAAAUUGUUCGCAGUGAAUAAGGAAAUCAGAAAGCAAUACCCGAUCAAUACAGCUUUGAUAUUUGACUGACGACUUAGAAACAAGGUCACACCUUCAUGUGAUCUUUCACCAUACUUGAAAAAAAGUUUCUUUUGUGUACUUUCCGGUUGACUUUAAAACAAUAAGUGGUUAAUAAUUGUAAAUUUUUGGACGAAGGCCUAUCAGAACUGGAAGAAAAGGCGAGGCCCAGAGCCCUCUCUCCCCGGUUUGAAAGACAUCACUAAUGAACAGCUCUUUUUCCUUGGGUUUGCUCAGGUUUGUAGAUCAUAUUUUUCGUUUUGUUUUGUUUUUUAAUACAUAUGCAUAAUCUAAAUGAAUAAAAAGCAACAACCAAAAGGAAUGUUAAAGAAUAAUAAUUUUAAAGGUACUUUUGAAAAUCUCUCUCCCGCAUGUUUUUAAAGAAACUUUGGGCAAAUAUGGAUACUGUAAACCUCAGAGUAAAACUUGUUUCGAAAUUGAAACCGCAACUAACAAACGAAGUUUUUGUUUUGGUAAGCGAAUCUAGGCUACUGACUGUGUAUGCCCAACUAAAGUUUUAAGUUUUUUUAAAUAAUUUUACCAAGGGAGUUUUUUGGUUUAAUGAUUAUAUUUUUACGCAUUUUUUUCCUAUUCAGAUCUGGUGCAGCAAAUACCGCCCGGAAACGGCUAUGCGCCAGGUGGAUUAUGGUGUUCAUAGCCCUGGAAAAUUCAGGUGCAACUAUAUAAAGCGCAUUAAGUAAAUACAAGGAGAGGGACACUUCAGCUCAAAAAAAUCUUAACUUAGUAUGUGCGUGAUAAGCACGAGAUCGCGAAGGUGUUUUAAUUUCUUGGUUUAUGCGACUCAAGUGUGCUCCUUAAAUUUAAGUAAACAGGGAUCUGCGAAUUUUUCAAGAAAGCAAGAAACUAAAUCAAAAAAAGUAUAUUUAUCAAAUGACUAAUGCGGUCUCGCACGCUGUUAUUGAAAAGCAUCAGACAAAAUCCCAAUUUGAGGCUGCACAGGACUAGAAUAAGCCUUAUGUUCUCACGAGAUGCAAGCUAAUAGAAGAAAGAAAGAACAAGAUGGAGUGACGGUCAUAUAAAACUGAAAACACUGUUUAUGAACUCAGUCAGGUCGGGCCGAAAGGGAAAAUAUCGAGUUUUUCUUGGUCAUUUUGCACGGACCUCAACCAAAUGUUUUUCCGUUCGGUCCUCCCACUCGGUCAACAAGUGGGAGGUAAUGCGAGCUGACAAAGGGCUAACGCUCGAAACGUCAACUUUAGAAACUCUGUACAGUGGCCAAUUUACUAUCAAAGUUGAUAGUACCAUAUUAUCCUGUUAUACUCCCCCACCGACGCGAUACCACAGUUUCUUAAGAAACUUCCCCCCCUAGUGUACCCACCUGCCAUAAUUCUCGAAUUCGUUUUCAGUGUCCUACGAAAACGCGUUUUUCUGAUGAUGAUUAUCAACCAAUGAUAUCAGUUAAACUCCCUAAUCUUCUGAUACAUUUUCUUUUCAGGGUACUGGGCUCUUUAUCGAACUUUGACGAAUUCGCUAAGGCUUACAAGUGUCCUAAAGGAUCUCCAAUGAAUCCUGCGAAAAAAUGCACUGUGUGGUGAACAAGUUUGUUAAUGACCUUGACUAGAGAGAUCUUCCAAAGGAAGCAAGUGUCGAAGAACGCUGAUAGAUAAUUGUAGGAGAUAACAUCUCUAUAUCAUUUUCGCAAAGAAAAACAAAACCAACACUAUACUUGUCAGUUUGUAGAUAUGUUCUAAAAGGGACUUUAUAAUGAGCUCCAGAAACGUGCAUAGUUAUAGAGACAUUGUUUCACCGGUUCAGUUUAAACGUCUAAAUUUUCAUCGUUAAAAGUUUUUAUCGCAAUUUCCGCGCUUAAGCGCGAAUUUUUAUGAUUAAGAGACAAACCAAUCGUUUAUAUGAAUUCAAGGCUUAGUUUAUUGAAUACUGCCAGGCUGCAGUUCAGUUGUGUUCGUAAAACCGUUGUAGUUCUCCGUUAGCCUCAGCCCUCCUCCCGGUUUUCCUUCUUUCUUUCCUUUCUAUCUCACAAAAUAGACUCUUGGUCACUUAAAACGGGUAUUGUUUGCCAAGAAGUGUUGUAAGAUAUCUUUAGAUAGUAAUACUGUGCCAUUAUUUUUAUAUUUUAU